This is a messenger RNA of Dendrobium catenatum, 1301 nucleotides long. Its product is annotated as UDP-glucuronic acid decarboxylase 1-like. Gene Ontology annotation, biological process: D-xylose metabolic process. The coding region runs from base 66 to 1301 and encodes 411 amino acids. Lineage: Eukaryota; Viridiplantae; Streptophyta; Magnoliopsida; Asparagales; Orchidaceae. The transcript has 7 exons. The record is from RefSeq and is a predicted model, not a curated record. Gene Ontology annotation, molecular function: UDP-glucuronate decarboxylase activity; NAD+ binding. Gene Ontology annotation, cellular component: cytoplasm.
ACCAUUCUUGCACCUUUCUCCCCCUCGCCGGAACUCCAGUCGCCGGCGUUUCCUUCUCCCCUACAAUGAGGCUGCUUCGCAAGCAACAUCACCAGAUUCCGUCCACUUCGUCCCCAAAGCCCUCGAAGCCGCCGUCGCGAUCUUCCUCCGUCGCUCGAUCAGCGGCCUCUUACCUCCUCCGCGAGCAGCGCCUCGUCUUCCUAAUCGUCGGCAUCCUCAUCGCCUCCUCCUUCUUCCUCCUCCAAGCAUUCCUCUUCUCCAGGCCCUCCCAAACUCCCCCUCGCCACAUCUCGCCUCUCAAGUCCUCUCACUUCUCCUCCGCCGUUGUAGCGAGGCCUAUGAUACCGAUUGGGCUGAGGAAACCAUCAUUGCGGGUUCUGGUAACGGGCGGGUCGGGUUUUGUUGGCAGCCAUUUGGUGGACCGAUUGAUCGAUAGGGGGGAUAGCGUGAUCGUCAUCGACAAUUUCUAUACGGGGAGAAAGGGGAAUGCCGUCCAUCAUAUUGGCAAUCCAAGGUACGAGUUGAUACGACACGAUGUCGUUGAGCCAAUCCUCGUUGAAGUCGACCAGAUUUACCAUUUGGCUUGCCCGGCGUCUCCCGUUCAUUACAAGCGUAAUCCGAUCAAGACAAUCAAGACAAAUGUGAUCGGAACCUUGAACAUGUUGGGCUUGGCAAAGAGAACUGGAGCUCGGUUUUUAUUGACAAGCACUAGUGAGGUUUACGGAGACGCACUUGAGUACCCGCAGAAGGAGAAUUAUUGGGGAAAUGCAAAUCCUAUUGGUGUUAGAGGCUGUUAUGAAGAAGGGAAACGAGUUGCUGAAACUUUAGCCAUGGACUACCAUCGUAGCGCUGGUGUGCAGGUACGCAUUGCACGUAUUUUCAAUACCUAUGGGCCUCGUAUGAGCAUUGAUGAUGGACGUGUUAUCAGCAACUUUGUUGCCCAGGCACUCCGAAGAGAACCACUGACUAUCUAUGGUGAUGGAAAUCAAACACGAAGUUUCCAGUAUGUUUCUGACUUGAUUGCUGGAUUAAUCAAGCUGAUGGAUGGUGAAAAUGUUGGACCUUUUAAUCUUGGAAACCCGGGAGAAUUUACUAUGUUAGAUCUGGUUGAGGUUAUCAAGGAAACAAUUGAUCCAAGUGCGACAGUAGUUUUCAAACCCAAAACGGCUGAUGAUCCCCAUAGAAGAAAGCCUGAUAUCACCAAGGCCAAGCAGCUACUGAACUGGGAACCAAAGGUUCCACUCAGAGAAGGUCUCUCAAUAAUGGCCAAAGACUUCCGCAGAAGGAUUCAAAACGAGUAA